UUCUUCCUGUUCUUUAAUAUAUAUAUAAAGAUGACAUUUUUCUUCCUUCUCCGUCAUUUCUCUCUGUAUAUUUAUUUAUAUUUUCCACCCCUUUUUCUCUUUUCGUCGUUUUACAGUUCUUAUCUCCAAAUCUCGCAUGCUCAAGGAACUUUAAGACUUGUUCUGCAAAAUGGAGAAGAAUCAAGAGCUUGAAUGGGUAGAAGCACAACAGAUUGAAAUAGGUGUUGAUCUGGUAGCUGCAGCUAAACGUCAGCUUCAGUUUCUCUCUGCGGUCGAUCGGAGUCGAUUCCUUUAUGAAAGCCCUAGCCUUGAAAGGGCUAUUUAUAGGUACAAUGCUUACUGGCUUCCAUUACUUGCCAAACAUUCCGAAUCCCCACUACUUGAUGGACCUUUAGUUGUCCCCUUUGACUGUGAAUGGAUUUGGCAUUGUCACAGAUUGAAUCCUGUACGUUACAAAUCUGAUUGUGAGGAACUUUAUGGAAAGAUACUUGAUAAUUCCAAUGUUAAAUCAACAAUUGGAAGUUCUUGUUCAAGAGAAACUGAAGAAGUUUGGAAUGAAUUAUAUCCUGAAGAGCCCUUCAACUUCAACUCAACCAGCGAGUCUCAAGAGGAUGUUUCAAAAGUGCUAUCAGGGCUUGAAAAAUACACCAAAUAUGAUUUAGUUUCAGCUGUUAAAAGACAAGGUCCCUUCUUUUAUCAGGUGUCCCGACCUCACAUGGGCAAUGAAAUUUUCCUUCAAGAAGCUGUGGCUAGAUACAAAGGAUUUCUGUAUUUAAUCAAAAGCAACAGGGAGAAGUCCCUAAAGCGCUUUUGUGUCCCAACAUAUGAUAUUGAUCUAAUUUGGCAUUCUCAUCAAUUGCACCCUCUUUCCUAUUGUAAAGACUUGAAGAAAAUACUUGGUGUGGUCUUGGAGCAUGAUGAUACGGAUUCAGAUCGAACCAAAGGGAAGAAAUUGGAUAAUGGGUUCUCUGGAACUACUAAACAGUGGGAAGAUACAUUUGGUACUAGGUACUGGAGGGCAGGGGUAAUGUAUAGAGGCAAUUGCCCAUCUCCUCUUGUCCUCAAUCCGUAUUCAGCUUCAACUAACACGAUUAGAGAUGAUGUGGUUUCAUCCCAAGACUGUCAAAAUAUAGUUCAUCUUCCUGAAUUAAAGACGGUUGAGGUCCUGUUGGAGUUUGUGGAAGUUAAAAACAUACCAGAAGGGUUGAAAGGAAAUCUUUUUGUACAAUUUAUGAAAAGUCAGCCAGAUGCUAUAUUCAAUUCCAAAUGGAAACUAAGUAUAUUAUCUGAGACGGGGGUGAAGCAGGUAGCUUCCUUUCAGUGUGAACCUAAAGGAGAUCUGAAGUUGGAGCUCAUAUGCUGUAGGUCUUCCAAUAUUCCUAUAACACGGACCCCCUUAACAUUGGGUUCCGUUUCGCUUCCCCUAGGCCUAGACGAUAUUCUUGUUCCAUCCUCUAAGCUGUCAAUGGAGAGAUGGUUGGAGCUGAAGCCAGUUUCAGACCAUGUAAGCUCAAAACCAAUUUCCCUCCGAGUGGCUAUCUCAUUUACCGUUCCCCACCCUGCUCAACGGGAACUUCAUAUGUUUAGUUCUCGAGAACUAUCCAGAUGGACUUCUUUUCUCCCUUCCUGCACAAGGAUGCAACGCUCAAAGGGUUGGACGCAGGUCACUGAUGAAGCAGGAAAUGAUGUCAUCAACCUCCAAUUGAGGGAUUCUUUGAAGGCAAAGGUGGGGAAGAAUAACAUUCCAACAAGUAAGGAGGUGAUUGGCAUAAAAAUGUCCGGUGAAUCAUGCCAUCUUGCUGAGUUUGUAAAGACAGGGUGGUCUCUGAUUGAUGGUCAAUGGCUCUUAGAUUUACAACAAAAAUCCAGUGAAGAUGAUCAUCUUUUCAAGCUUGUGGGCAAGAGACUGGUGAGAUUUUACCAGGGCAGGAAGUUGGAUUAUGAGCCCAAAAAUUGUGAGAAACAUAAUCGUGAACAGGAUUUCAUGUCUGCCAUCGAGUUCUCUGCAGAAUAUCCGUAUGGAAGAGCAGUGGCAUUGUUUGACUUGAAAUUUGGAGUUAUCAAGAUAAAGGAAGAAUGGAUGUUGGUGCCGGGAAUCUUAACAGCUUUUCUUCUCCUUCACACAUGGAAGAAAAAAGGGUAUAAUAGCCUAACUGUAAAUGAAGAGAAGUUGGAGGCUGACACUGAUCAUGAAAGAGUACAAAAGUCUGGAAAGGAAGAGAUGACUAUGAAUCUAACCAAUUUAUCCUCUUCAAGUACAGAUCUAAAAGCCAAUGUUUCUGAAGGAAUUGCAGUUGUACCAAUAAAAGAAGAAGAUUCUAAAGAGAACAUAACAAUGUCAUUGAACCAGGAUAAACUCAGUAGCCAUUGUGACCAAAACACGGUGAAGAGCGGUGGACGUGGAAACAUGGUAAAGAGCGGUGGUUGUGGUGGAUGUGGCGCUGGUGGUUGCGGUUCAGAGUGUGGAAACAUGGUGAAGAGCGGUGGUUGUGGUGGUGGAUGUGGUGGUGGGUGUGGAAAUAUCGUAAAUAGUGGUGGUUGUGGAGGAUGUGGUGGUGAAAUCCUGGCAAAGAGCGGUGGGUGUGGGGGGAGUGGUGGGUGUGGCGGGUGUGGUGGUGGUUGUGGCAGUUUUGGGUAUAAAACUGCACAACCAAAUGAAGGUAAGCAGACUGAUGGCAGUAUUGCUGGAAAAGAAUUACCAGCAGCUUGUGGUAUGGAAUGUAACAAAUGAAUAAACAAAGUUUGUAUUAAAAGAAAUAAUGUAUAGGCAAAGUCUAAAACCUAUCCAAUAAACAUAUGAAAGUCAAGUCAUGGUAUUGUGUUUACCUUACCCAUUCUGUGUAUGAGGGCUGUGUCAAAGUCAUGGUUUUUGUUUGUAUACAAGUUUCAUGAUUUGUGUAUAUUGAUAAAUAAAUAUGUUUGUAGGUUUGUGUACAACUCCA
This is a messenger RNA of Cucumis sativus (cucumber), 2942 nucleotides long. RefSeq lists its product as hypothetical. The record is from RefSeq and is a predicted model, not a curated record. Lineage: Eukaryota; Viridiplantae; Streptophyta; Magnoliopsida; Cucurbitales; Cucurbitaceae. Bases 170 to 2731 code for a protein of 853 amino acids. The transcript is spliced from 9 exons.